AUGACCGGCGAACUAUGGCUCACUUUGGUUGACACCGCCGACAUUGUUGGAUUCAGCAUGACGUUUUGUGUUAACAUUGUUCUCCUGUUCCUCCUAAAAAAUCGAGGAAAAAACUUGGGAACUUACAAGCAUCUCAUGGCAUUUUUCUCAGUUUUCUCGAUCUUCUACGCCAUCAUUGAGUCUAUUCUAAGACCGAUCAUGCACAUUGAAAAUGCAACGUUUUUCUUGAUUUCUCGAAAACGUUUCAAUUACUCAACUCGUCUUGGUAAAAUCAACUCUGCGUUUUACUGUGCUUGUUUUGCCACUAGCUUUGUUGUUUCUGGAGUUCAUUUUGUUUAUCGAUUUUUCGCAAGUUGCAAACCACACCUGCUUCGUUCAUUCAACAUGCCAUAUCUUCUGCUGUGGCCAUUGGGAUGCAGUAUUCCAGUCAUGAUGUGGGCUAGUGUCUCCUACUUUUUGUACCCGGAUACUGCCUUCACAGAAGCAGCAGUCACAAAUGUACUCAAUACUCACUACCACUCGAUCAAAAAAGAUAACGUUUCUUAUAUCGCUUAUGUUUAUUAUCAAUACGAUGAAAAUGGAGUCAGAUAUGUUUACCUAAAGAACCUUUUGGGAUGCUUUGUUCAUUACUUUGUCAUGUCUGCAACUUUUGUUGUUAUGUUCAUCUGCGGAUACUUAACCUGGAAAACAAUGCGGAAACAUAAAACUGCGUCUGAUAGAACUCGCCAGUUACAAAAACAAUUGUUCAAAGCUCUGGUACUGCAGACUCUCAUUCCAACCAUCUUUAUGUACGCCCCAACUGGAGUCAUGUUUAUUGCCCCGUUCUUCAGUAUUAACUUGAAUGCCAAUGCCAAUUUCAUUGUCUUCUGCUCGUUUUUGUAUCCUGGACUAGACCCUUUGAUCCUUAUUUUGAUUAUUCGAGAUUUUCGGCAGACAGUAUUCAAGUUCUUUUGUCUACGUAAAAAGAACAGUGUCGAUGAGUCAAGAUCCACAACAAGAGCUAAUAUGUCUCAGGUUGCCACACAUUAA
Messenger RNA from Caenorhabditis briggsae, 1029 nucleotides. It is a transcript of the gene Cbr-odr-10, whose product is annotated as Protein CBR-ODR-10. Gene Ontology annotation, biological process: olfactory behavior; G protein-coupled receptor signaling pathway. The transcript is spliced from 8 exons. Bases 1 to 1029 code for a protein of 342 amino acids. The record is from RefSeq and is a predicted model, not a curated record. Gene Ontology annotation, molecular function: G protein-coupled olfactory receptor activity. Lineage: Eukaryota; Metazoa; Nematoda; Chromadorea; Rhabditida; Rhabditidae.